Trichomonas vaginalis G3 is the source of this 191-nucleotide messenger RNA. RefSeq lists its product as uncharacterized. The annotation marks the transcript as partial. NCBI's taxonomy places the organism in Eukaryota, Parabasalia, Trichomonadida, Trichomonadidae. The transcript has a single exon. The record is from RefSeq and is a predicted model, not a curated record.
AUGGUCAAGCAGCCAAUCGCAUUCGAGCACUUCGAAGAAGCCUUACGUUCCAAGGAAGAGGGUGUCUGGUGCAAGGGAGAGGUCAUGAGACUCUACGAGCAGUACAUCCUCAAUGCCUGGGAGGACAAAUCGUCCUUGGAUUGGCAAAUCUACCAACUCCUCUGGGACGACCUCCUACGCAACUGGGAUGA